Messenger RNA from Phyllotreta striolata, 1575 nucleotides. The record is from the annotation of a GenBank genome assembly. NCBI's taxonomy places the organism in Eukaryota, Metazoa, Arthropoda, Insecta, Coleoptera, Chrysomelidae.
AAGCGUAAGUACACUUAUCUAACAAUAUAUUUAAACAAAAAUGUUGUCGUACCAGCUUAUUUAGGUACUUACGUACAUUCCGUAAAAAUGAGUUUCGUUAUUGCUAUUAUAUUUACAUUAAUUUUGUGUUAUUUCGGAUAUGUUUCCUACAAAAAUUACCAAUUCAAACAAAUUUUAUCCUGGAUGCCCACUGUAGCAGGAUGGCCUGUCGUAGGAAAUGCUUUGGAAUUUGGUGAUACUGACAGGCUUCUAUCAGAUGUUACUAGAUUGAUACCAAAAAAGGAGAAAUUUGUAUUUCUAACUUUUCUAGACGUACCGAAUAUCUUUACCACAAAUGAAGACUUCGUUGAAUUCGUACUUAGCGGUCAUAACAUCUUGUCUAAAUCUUCCGAUUACAGAUUCAUUAAAAAAUGGCUUGGAACUGGAUUACUAACGAGUGAUGGUGCAAAAUGGAAACCGAGAAGACGUAUUACCACUCCAGCAUUUCACUUUUCAAUUUUAGAAGACUUUGUGGACGUGUUCGAAGCUAAUGGGAAAAUUCUUGUGAAUAAAUUGAAGAAUUUCGUUGAUCAAAGCAGCGUUGAUAUUUACCCUUUCAUUACACUAUACGCCCUAGAUGUAAUAUGCGAAACCGCUAUGGGUGUUCAGUUUCACGCCCAAGACAACGAGUCCUCCGAGUACGUGAAAAACGUCAAGCUCAUGUGCAAAAUUGGCAUCGUACGAUCGACAUCCGUGGUGAAAAAUUUCGACCUGCUCUACCCCCUGACAUUGGAUUAUUGGCGAGAAAAAAAUGCUUUGAGGCAGUUACACGGCGUCACCAAUUCCGUGAUCGUCGAAAGAAAGAAAAAAAUGAAAGGCAACGUUGUGCCAUCCGUGGACGAAUUCGGCAGGAAGAAAAGAAUGGCCUUUUUGGAUAUAUUAUUGAAUUCUACUGUUAAUGGCAGCCCGUUGAGUCAGGAGGAUAUCAGAGAGGAAGUGGACACGUUCAUGUUUGAGGGACAUGAUACUACUGCAUCUGCAAUGACUUUCUGCAUGUAUUUCAUAGCUAAUCAUCCCGAUGUCCAAAAACGCAUUAUGGAAGAACAAAGAGACAUAUUUGGUGACGAAAUUUUACGAGACAGUAAGAUCAGCGAUCUGCAGCAAAUGAAGUAUUUGGAAUGCGUUAUUAAGGAAUCGUUGAGACUUUGCCCGUCAGUUCCGAUGUAUGGCAGACAUACUAUUCAAGACAUGAUUUACAAAGGUAAUAUCGUCCCGAAAGGGAUAAACAUUGUUAUUUAUGCCUACGGCAUGCUUCAUGAUCCGGAUUAUUUCCCGGACCCGGAGAAGUUCGAUCCCAGCAGGUUUGAGACUGUCGAUGGAAAGUGGCCGUUUAGAUACCUGCCUUUUAGUGCAGGACCAAGAAACUGCAUAGGGCAAAAAUUCGCUAUGCUGGAAAUGAAAUCGACAAUCUCACAGUUGAUGAGAAAUUUCGAAGUUUUUCCAGCUACUCCAGAACAUAAGUUAAUAUUGGUUCCUGAGGCUGUACUAAAAUCAGCAAAUGGAGUGCGAAUUAGAUUAACUCCGAGAAAGUAUUAA